UCGCAACAACAUGCUGCACUUUUCAGCGUUUGUCAUUUGUGUAUUUGCAGCCAUUGUAUACUCUCAUGAACUAUACAACGAGGGUAUUGUAUCAGAUACAAUGAUUUUAAAAGACCAUCGAGAUCAAGAAGACCCACAUUGCACCCAUCAUAUCCACAAGUUCUAUCGUCAUAUGAAGUGUGAACCAGAAAUAUCUGCUGGAGCCAAGUGUCCAACAAGCUACAAAUGUGCCACGCUCAGAGAUAGAAGCACAGACCGCUGCUACUACGGUGGGAAAUCCUACAACGUAGGCUUCAACCUCACCAGUGCCAUGGUGGAGUUUCAUUCACCCUGUAUACAGAGCUGCCAGUGUGUCAGGAUGUACGAGGGAAGUGCAGACCUCUGCUACUACGGUGGGAAAUCCUACAACGUAGGCUUCAACCUCACCAAUGCCAUGGUGGAGUUUCAUUCACCCUGUAUACAGAGCUGCCAGUGUGUCAGGAUGUACGAGGGAGAUAGAAACGCAGACCUCUGCUACUACGGUGGGAAAUCCUACAACGUAGGCUUCAACCUCACCAAUGCCAUGGUGGAGUUUCAUUCACCCUGUAUACAGAGCUGCCAGUGUGUCAGGAUGUACGAGGGAGCUAGGUUCUACUGCUCCCACAACAACCGAAGGCCUAAAGUCUGUCCCGCACCUUCUGGAUGUCGUCACUACAGCUUCCUCGAGGACUUCACUUGCUGCCAAAGAGGGGUCGUCAGCUGCAACAAAGGGAAGCCCGAUAGUGUCAAGUGCGUACAUGGAGGCUUGUCCUACAGCGAAGGAGAAAAGUUCUUUCCACACGAUGACAUCACAUGUACUCAGUGUGUAUGUGCUUCUGGGUAUAAUGGCACCAUAGCACCGCCCUAUUGCCAGCAGUUCGCCUGCGACCUAGAGUUGUGGGGUGACACCCCUAUCAUGCUAACUAGGGGUUGUAUCCCCAUGUACCUCAGUGAACAUGGCUGCUGUCCUAUCAGCUUUAGAUGUCCAAAACCGAGUGAUCGGAUCAUCAAAUCUAAAGAAGUCAGUGUCAUAAAAUCAGGUAAACACUGCAGGUUCGGCAAUCUGACGAUGGACGUUGGUGACAAACUCUCCCCCUGGCUGGAGAGGAACACCAAGGAGGUCGAGUGUUCCUGCAGGGUUCCCCCCAUGGCUUCGUGUGUCCGCCGGAACUUUACGAUGACACCCGAACUUCGCCGAGAAUUCGCACGAGAAGGACUCGAAAAUAAGUCUUAGAAACUAUAAAUUGUUAUAUUUGCCGUAGGCUAUGUUAUUAAGUCAUUUAGUCAUGUUCUAAUGUUAAUAAGAGCUGUGCUGGAAUAUAUAUUGCUUCAC
Macrosteles quadrilineatus (aster leafhopper) is the source of this 1351-nucleotide messenger RNA. RefSeq lists its product as uncharacterized. Gene Ontology annotation, molecular function: protein binding. The record is from RefSeq and is a predicted model, not a curated record. NCBI's taxonomy places the organism in Eukaryota, Metazoa, Arthropoda, Insecta, Hemiptera, Cicadellidae. The transcript is spliced from 11 exons. Bases 11 to 1252 code for a protein of 413 amino acids.